Messenger RNA from Capsaspora owczarzaki ATCC 30864, 1499 nucleotides. Its product is annotated as tat-binding protein 10. The record is from RefSeq and is a predicted model, not a curated record. Bases 24 to 1313 code for a protein of 429 amino acids. Gene Ontology annotation, molecular function: proteasome-activating activity; ATP binding; ATP hydrolysis activity. The transcript is spliced from 4 exons. NCBI's taxonomy places the organism in Eukaryota, Filasterea, Ministeriida, Capsasporidae. Gene Ontology annotation, cellular component: proteasome regulatory particle, base subcomplex. Gene Ontology annotation, biological process: proteasome-mediated ubiquitin-dependent protein catabolic process.
AUUUCAAUCCACAUUUGCCAGUCAUGUCGCUCGCAAUGGACACUACGCCCGCGGCUGCAGCGCCGUCGCUCAAGAGCAAGCGCCCAGCCGCCAAGUCCGCCGCGUCGUCCGAGCCCGCUGCCGCCGCCGCCGUCGCCGAGGCCGGCAUUCGACAGUACUUUACCAGCAAGAUCCAGGAGCUGCAGCUCACCGUGCAGACCAAGACGCAAAACCUGCGUCGUCUUCAAGCGCAGCGCAACGAGCUCAACUCCAAAGUGCGAUUGCUGCGAGAAGAGCUGCAGUUGCUGCUCGAGCCUGGGUCAUAUGUCGGCGAGGUUGUCAAAAUCAUGGGCAAGACCAAAGUGCUCGUCAAGGUGCAUCCCGACGGCAAGUACGUCGUCGACCUCGACAAGGGUGUGGAAAUGUCACAGCUCACGCCAAACUUGCGAGUCGCACUGCGUAACGACACAUACGCCAUUCACAAGAUCCUGCCCAAUAAGAUCGACCCACUGGUCUCACUAAUGAUGGUCGAAAAGGUGCCCGACUCGACCUAUGAGAUGGUGGGCGGCUUGGACAAGCAGAUCAAGGAGAUUAAGGAAGUCAUCGAGCUGCCCUUCAAGCAUCCCGAGCUGUUUGACUCGCUCGGCAUCGACCAGCCCAAAGGCGUGUUGCUGUACGGUCCUCCUGGCACCGGCAAGACCUUGCUUGCUCGCGCUGUGGCACACCACACUGAUUGCACGUUUAUUCGCGUUUCGGGCUCGGAGCUCGUGCAAAAGUACAUUGGCGAGGGCUCACGAAUGGUCCGCGAGCUCUUCGUGAUGGCUCGCGAGCACGCCCCCUCCAUCAUUUUCAUGGAUGAGAUCGACUCUAUCGGCUCAACGCGCUCCGAGGGCGGCAGCGGCAGUGGCGACUCUGAGGUGCAGCGCACCAUGCUCGAGCUGCUCAACCAGCUCGACGGUUUUGAGGCCACAAAGAACAUCAAGGUCAUCAUGGCCACCAAUCGCAUUGACAUUCUUGACUCUGCGCUUUUGCGACCAGGGCGCAUCGACCGCAAGAUUGAGUUCCCGGCGCCCAGCGAGCUUGCCCGUACGGACAUUUUGAAAAUCCACAGCCGCAAGAUGAACUUGACCCGCGGCAUUGACCUCCGAAAGAUUGCCGAGCUCAUGCCCGGUGCCUCUGGCGCCGAAGUCAAGGGUGUUUGCACAGAAGCAGGCAUGUACGCCUUGCGCGAACGCCGCGUUCACGUCACCCAAGAGGAUUUCGAGAUGGCCGUUUCGAAGGUCAUGCAAAAGGACUCUGAGCGCAACAUGUCACUCAAGAAGUUGUUCAAGUGAACAACACGAAAAGACAGAGUCCCAUGCAUUUUGUUCCUGCUUGUUAUUUCGUGUGUGUUGGCUUCCUCGCUCCUCUCUCUCUCUCUCUCUCUCUCCUCCCUCUGCUCCCCCCACUUUCCUUUCUGCUUGUUUGUUUUUUGUUCACGUUUGUUUCUUUGUGAAUUACAGUUUGAACUCUAAAGUCCA